AUGACUAACUCCCAGAGAGAGAUUUCCCCGACCUUUUUUUUUCUGCUGUCUUAUAUCAUGGAAGUUUUAAACAGGAGUUCAUACCUGGCCAACCUUAUAAAAUCAAACCCCAACGUGGGUCAAAUACAGUACGACUAUUCUUGCGAACUCUAUCGUAUGUCAACAUAUUCUAAGUUUCCAAGCAACGUACCAGUGUCUGAACGAAGUCUUGCCAAAGCUGGUUUUUAUUACACUGGUGUAGAUGACAAAGUUAAAUGCUUUACUUGUGGACUGAUGCUUGACAACUGGAAAAAAGGAGACGAUGCGGCUGAAAAACAUAAAAAGUUAUACCCAAGUUGCACUUUCAUCCAGAAUGCACCAGCAGUAAAUCUUGGGUCAUCUUAUUCUGCCUUUUCCCCUCUGACUUCUCUGGUCAGUCAACCACCAUCUGCCUGUUCUGAUGUGGAAGUUCAAUACAUUAAUCAAAGCUAUAUGAGUUUUCCUCCAGAUUCAGUUACAUCAAGAGCUGUUGAAGAUCUGUCCCACCUAAGAAUUAAUGAGUCCAUUUCCCACAUGGCCACAGAAGAAGCUAGACUUCAAACUUUCACUACUUGGCCACUGACUUUUCUUGAUUCAACUGAACUUGCUAAGGCUGGAUUUUACUACAUAGGACCUGGGGACAAAGUCUGUUGCUUUGCCUGUGAUGGGAAAUUAAAUAACUGGGAACCAAAAGAUAAUGCCAUGUCAGAGCAUCGACGACAUUUCCCAGAAUGUCCAUUUGUAAAAAGCAGUAGUUCAAGAGUACCAAGGUUCAGUGUUUCCAAUGUGAGCAUGCAGACCUCAUCCUCUCGUCUGAAAACCUUUGUUAAUUGGCCAUCCAGAAUCCCAGUAACACCCAAAAAGCUAUCGGAAGCUGGAUUUUAUUAUGUUGGUAAGAUAUUUUUACAUAUUUGUUACAGUGCUUUUUUUUGGCUAGAUUGGCAGGUCGUUCAAAGAAAGAAUCUGUUAAAACAGCUGAACAAAAAUAUUUUUAAGUCCAAUAUGUUUUCAAUUUAGUUACUCUAGCCUUAAAUUUAAAAGUCACUUUGAAUUCUCCCUUCUAGUAAAAAACCCUUAGUAUCAUUAAUAUGAUAUGUUUUAUUAAUGUUCUUUUCUUGUUCUUUUUGAAGGACGGAAUGAUGAUGUAAAGUGCUUUUGUUGUGAUGGUGGCCUCAGAUGUUGGGAGUCUGGAGAUGACCCGUGGGUGGAGCAUGCUAAAUGGUUUCCCAGGUAAUCACAUGACCUACACAGCAAAUAAAUUGUUCAUGUAUAUCUUUUGACCACUUCCCAAAGGAUGACAUGUUUUGAAGGAGUGUAUACUUUUCAUCUUACUGAUUUGUCAAAUUGCGUGUUUGGUGUGUGUAUAUGUGGGGCUGUUUGUGGUAUUGAAUGUGAGAGGCUGCUUGUGGGGUUGCGUCAGGGAUGUUCUGUUUGUGGGGACUGUGUGUGUGUGUCUAUUUGGGGUGUUUUGUAUUUGUUUGAGGGAGAGGCUAGUCUUGCGGCUCUGUGUAUAUCUAGCAGCGUGGAUGGCUUCCCUUGGGUACUAGUCAAGGGCAGGAGCUGCGAUUGCUGCUGCACAGCUGCUCUACUCCAGAGCGGAUUCCUGUUCACAAGUCUGGGAAGAAGUGAUCUGAUAUAAUUUUCUCUAAAUACUGCAAUAUGUAAAUUGAGGAAUGUCCCUCACCACCUGAAAUCACUGUUUGGGUUGCACCAGCAAAUAUCUGAAGUACCACUGGCACUCCUGAUAGGCCAGAGCCUGUUUGACGAUGACAGCCUUGAAUAACAUUUAUGGCACACAUGCCAAAAGUUGCUUACCCCAGCUGUAAAGCCCAGACAUUUCUAAAAGUUCAUUAGUAAAUAGAGCAAAUUUAAGGUGUGAGCCAAAGCUAUAUAUUUGCCACUGCAGGCCUUAUCUUGUAACAUGACUGCUGUUUGUGUACAUAUACAAUCCAUUCUCCUGCCGCCCAAGGACUGUGUAGUUAGUAUCUGAUCGUUCCUACUUGUGAUCUCUCUUGCUCCUCUAUAAAUAUAUAAACCUGUGUUGGAGGCAUGCCAACGCGUUUCUGAUAGUGUACUGGAAGAUUUCAACUCAAAGCAUAGCUUUAACCUACUACAUUGCCUCCCCCCCUCACACCCAAUCAUAAGUGUUAAGGAAUUUAAAAAUUCAAAAGUAAUGGAUAAGUAUUUUACUAGAAUAUGUAAAAGCACUCUAUACAAAAUGUUGCAUGUUUUGAUGAUUUAGUUUGAAAAGUGUAUAGUGGAGCUCCUGUGAUAGCACUUUAAAUUAUUAUUUUUUUCUUUUCAGAUGUGAGUUCUUAUUGCAUAUAAAAGGUCAGACUUUCAUUAAUGAAAUCCAAGAAAAAUAUCCACAUCUCCUUGAUCAGGUAAGUCAGAAAAAUGCUAUAUCAGGGUCAUAAUUUAAUAUCUAAUAGAAUGAUCAGUUUAUCUUCAAGUAGGGGCUCAGAAUUUGUGCUUAUCUGUAAUUUGUGACCUGGAAUAGUGAAACUAUUGAAAGCACCCCUUAGUACCCAACUAUCACAAAGUAAAAGAGCAGCCUGUCUUUGUUGAUGUUCCUCGUUUCCUCAUGCCAGUGAACUUUAAAGCCUUUUUAUUGUGUUGAACUAUGCAAUGGAGUUAACUCCAUGCAUGUUCCGUGUAAUUGGUGCCCCAUAUUGUCUGUUUAAAAAGCAGGAUGAUAUUCUAUUUCCUGGAAACAUAUUGUUCGUUCUCAUUGUAUAAUCUACAAACAUCCUUGCUUAAACUAGAACACCCAGGUUUUUUUUUUUUUUUAAAAACCUAUUUUAUCCUCUCUACACUGUUUUUGUCUCACUAGUUAUAUAUUUUUAUAUUUUAGUUACUUUCAAGUUCCGAUAUGCAGAACAAUGAAGCACAGUACCAACCAAGUAAGUUAACUUCAGUUAAAGUUCUAACCAAACCUUACAAAUAUUUUUAUUACUUUAUUGUAUACAUUGUGUGAUUGAAACGGGAUUAGUGGUUUGCUUUGGGUUUUUAGUGGGCAACUUGUGUGUUUCACUUUUGUUGCCUAGUUCAUAAUGUUGUGUAAAAGUUAAUUUAAUUGAAUUUAGGGAAUGGUCAAACUAUGAGAACUUAGGUGUACGUGAAACAUUUCUACACCUAAUGGUGAACAUUUGUUUGGUUUCAGUAAUCCGUUUGGGAACUGACACCAGCCCUGAAGAUGAUCUUAUGAUGAACACAGAAGUAGUUCUGACUGCCCUGGAAAUGGGUUUUAAUAGAAGAUUAGUCAAGCAGACCGUACAAAGUAAGAUGUUAACAAGUGGAGAAAACUACAAAGAUAUUGCUCUCCUCAUAUCUGAUAUUCUAAGUGCUCAAGACGAACAGACUGAAGAGGAACGUGACAGACAAGCAGAAGAAACAACAUCAGGUAAUUUCUGCUUUGAAAUACAUUUCUCAUACGUUCUAACUAGUUAAAUAGCAGCUAUGUCUCAUGUGAAAUGUGGCCAACAAUGACUGGAGAAACAAAGUUUUCCUACUGCUAGUAUAAAUAAUGUGAAAUUUGGUAAAGAAAAGUUUUACGAGCAAAAAAGACCUGUUGCAAAUCCCAGCUAGCUUCAAACAAAAUCUUCUGUUUCUCAAACUAAAGCUAAUGGAAACAGUGUAUACGAUUAAAGCCUGGCUUAAAUAAAAACCCCACAUAAAAUCUUUGUAAUGCUUGUCUGUCUGUAAAAGCUAAUUUGCCAAUAUUGUUUUCUUUUCUUUCUGUAGAUGAGAUCAUUGUGAUCAGAAAAAGUCGAGUCGCUCUGUCACAACGCUUGACCUGCUCACUUCUCAUUCUGAAUGACCUUCAUUCAUCUCAUAUCAUAACCACACCUGAAAACGAUUCCAUAAAGCAAAAAGCCCCACCUGCUCUGCAAGCACAAGAACUGAUCGAAACCAUACUAGCAAAAGGGAAAAAUGCAGUUCUAGCAUUCAAAAACUGUCUUAAGGAAUAUGAUGCAGACCUUUACAAGGAAUUAUAUUGUAAGUUGUGGUUUGCUUGUUUGUUUGUUUUUUCUUUUGUAUUGCUUUAGGGACUGUUUGUACUGGAGAGUAGGAGUCUGAUCAGCAAGAGCAUUCUUGUUGCCCACUCUGACAGAGAAUCAUGUCUACAGUUUCACAGUCAGACGGCUUUACCUCAUGUGUAAUGUAUUCUGUAGGGCAGUUAUUGUUAGAUCACUAAAUAGCAUAGACACUGUUAAUUUAUAGAAUGUGAGAUCUCUAAAAUUAUCAUUCACAUUAAGUUCCAGUUUGUAUGGGUUUGCUAAAACCAUCCUUUUGAUAUUUCUAAAAAUAUAAAACUGCUUUGCUCAAAUAAGCCAGUUGUCCUUUUAUGAUAAUAACAAUGGUAGCUUUAGAUACAAAGUAUUUAUUUGGCGCAUUGGCCGUCUGCACACAAUCUGUGGUAGAUGCCCUUUCAUGUACACUGACCUAACUUACAACAUGUGUAGAUCGGCUCUUUCAUUUACAUGGCUUACAUCUUGGAACAGUACGUAUUCAGAUGCAGUUGUUUUUCUAACUCUUUCUUUUUUGUUUCUUUCGUUUUUAGUGGAACAGUCUUUAAAAUUAUCGGAUGACUAUUCAGGUAACUAUAAACACUGUGCAUUCAAACCUUUAUAGCUUUGUAAGGAUUUAAAACAAACAAGAAAAACAACCCACCCACCCAUAACUGUGUGUAUUUCAUGCUUUCCAAUUAUUUUACACAUCCCUUUUCUUACUAAUGUAUAGCUCUUAGCUCACCUAUUAUGGCAAUAUUAAUGUUCAGUAGUGCCUAUAUGAGCACUAACCGUGUGCAUUUGUUUCUUGUAGAUCUACCUGUAGAAGAACAGUUAAGAAGGCUCCAAGAAGAAAGAACAUGCAAGAUUUGCAUGGACCAGGAAGUCUCUAUUGUUUUUAUCCCUUGUGGACAUUUAGUAGUGUGUAAGGACUGUGCCCCGUCUCUCAGAAAAUGCCCAAUUUGCAGAGGCACAAUCAAAGGCACAGUACGGACAUUUCUUUCAUAAGCUGGGGCUUAUGUGUAAAUCUUGCUCAAUAGAAAUGAUGUUUUCAUGAAUAAAAAUAGUCUAUUUUGUAAUCUGAGUUGUCUCUUUUGCUGCUGCUAGUAUUAUUCCUCGUUGUUUUUUUUUGUUGUUGUUGUUUUUUUGUUUUGUUUUUUUAAAUGGAUAAUUCGCCUCAACUCAGAACAAGUAAAUGUGCUGUCCAAUUUGAUAGACUUGUGUGCAAAUCUUUUUGAACUGCAAUGGAUGAAUCAAAUGCCUGUUAAUCUAAACCAGAACAAUUACAUUUGCCUGGGAUUAUAGAUGGAUCAAUUUGUUGCACUGUAGACUAAGAGACAUUUAAUUCAUCCAUCACAGGUGAAAUAGAUUUGUGCACUAGUCUACUGUUUUCACACCCCUUAAAACACAAAUUAAUUCAAUAAAAUAAUGCAUUGAUGGGGGGAGGGACUGUUUUUUUUUAAUAUGGAAACAAUGAACAAUUAGCUCUUUUUAGAGUAUAUUAACCUGAACAAAAUUGGAGUCAAUGUCACAAUAAAAAUAUAGAUAUUCUGCUGUAGAAAUGUAGGCUUUGGAAGUGUUUGCAGAACACUUUUUUUUAUUGUUGACAGCAAAGGACUACCCAACACAAGUAAUGUUUAGCAGAUAUAUCCCCAGUGAAUACAUGUUUCAUUUAUUUAUGCAGUUCUUAUUACUAAGACUGUAGCCUUUGCAAGCACUCCCCUUUUUCCUUGGAACAGACGUAAUCUUUCCCAAAGAUUCUGCAAAAAUCCAUGAAUAAAGAUGUUUAGGUAGGGAGGCAAAAAUGACCUUUUUAGUUAGGGGUCCAUGUUCAUGAGAAGAAACUGGGAAGUCCACACUAUCCAUUGAUAAAUAGACCAAGUGUCUCUUGGAUACUUGAAGUGGCUGACCUAGAGUUUGAGGAACUUUGUUAUUAGAAUUGGCUGUGGUGCCAAGGGUGCACUGCCCUUCAACAUUCUGAUGUCCAUUUUAGUAUGGUUUAACAACUUACUUGGUUUCUAUUAGUGUCAGUUCUGCAUCUGUUUUAAUGCAGGAGCAGCAGGAUGUCUUUAUAAAUUUAAAGCACAGCUGAUCUAAGAAUGCCUCUAGCUAAUGCGCUUUGCCCUACUUGGCUCUCUAGAGCUAACUAGGUUCUCCUACAGGAGCAGACCUGAAACAGGCUGUGCCCAGCAGGACCUAGGUAAGUUGUCAAACUGUAUAAAUAAUUUACAACCCGUGGGGCUGUGCGUGAUAGAGCACCAUCUUUAGCAUUGUGUGUCUCAGCCUGGUCGCGUGGAAUACGUGAAACGACAUCAGUGGCCAAAGGGAGCUUGGGAGAUCGGAAUUUAGCUUCAGGUAACAAUAAAAGAUUCUCAGUCUGAAUUAGAACCAUAGCUAUCAGAGUGUAGAUAUUUGUAAGUUGUUCCUUACUGCCAAAGUCAUAGCUUCUGAGUUAGACAAACUAACAUUGCAGAAGAAAUAUAUUUUGGAGUGGAGAGUGAAUAAAUCUAGCUCUGGUACAAAAGUAGGUUAUUGUUGGGAUGAGUCAAAACUACGUAAGAUGAGGCAUCUAGUUUUAGGACAUUACAUAUUGUUAAUGCUUGAGAAGACAUUUGAUAGUGUCUUCCUUGCUGGUCAUGGCAGUAAUGUACAGCAGUGUAGUGGUUCUGGUGGCUAUAGCCUGUCUUAAUAGUAAAAGAAAGACAGUGUGUAGGCGAUUCACAAUUAUUGUGGCACUUCAGUGCGUGGCUGAAAAUUCUGUGGCACCUGUGAACCUGAUAUACAGAGCCUGGCACAGCUCUGGAAAAUGUGAGUGGGAGUUCAAUGUCUAUUUACCACUUAUUAUCUUCGUACAGUUCACACUAUGGUGUUUUCUGUUUUUUUGUAAUUUUAGAUAUCAUUCCAACCAAGUUCAUCAUAUGGUAAUAUCACUCUUAUAGAGUCACACUGGGGAAGUGUAUACACUGGUAUAUAUCUUUAUUGUAAAGCCUGUCUUUGCAGGCAUUUCCAUGUAAAAACUGCCCUUUCAGAGAAAACAGUGUUUACCUUACUGCCUAGGGACACCUCAAGAUUCAGUCACUCAGUUGACUACUAGAGGUGCUUCCUGGGUCAGUGUUUCUGAUGUUUAGUGUCUCUACACUCAAUGCAUCUCUAUGAGGAGAUGUAGACAGGCCAGCACAGCUUUUGGCUCAGCCAAUCUAAUGCUUUCACGUGAGAUUGUCAAUUCUGAUUAUCUCCGCCAAGGAGGUGGAUCGGGCACGGGACCAGCACUGGCAGGUGUGCGCAGUUCUGGAAUAAAGGUAAGUUUUUACCUUCUUUGAGGGAUGCAAGGGUGGGCCUGUCACCUAGAUAGUGUUUUUGGCACUAUAUGUUCAGGAAUACACGUUUGUAUUGCUGACCCUAUAGUGUUCCUUUGAAAAUCUGUGUAUGGCUUUUAUACUGAGUGGUAAAGGUAUUUCCAGCAUAACAGAAAGCUUUUGUGAGUGUUAACCAGAUUUCACUGCUGUGGCUUUAGUCCUCUGUUACUUUUAAAAGGGGCACUAUAGGCAUCUAGACAACCUUUAGCUUAAUGGAGCCGUCUUGGUAUGUAUAUUAUUCCCUUGCAGUUGCAUUGUGCUGUCCUCUCAUUCAGUUUUAAACCAUUUUCCAGUAGUUUAAAUAAGGCUACCCGACCCUAUUGGGGGUGUGACUAAGGCAGAGAUUACACACUUCCUUCAAGCAAUACCUAUUUAUACCAGCAAUUGGCAUGGGGCUAGGAUGAAAGCGGCGCAGUCAGCCAGUCACAGCCACCCAUUGAUUCUCAGGUUAAUGCUUCCUCAUUAGCCCAAGGAGCAGAGAGGUCUUAGAAGAUUAAAAACUGUUUUCUGGCUAAUCAUGAAAGCAUUACUUAUAGGUAACUCAGCUGGAUCAAAACAGGGAAUCGACAUCCUACAGUCUUGGUGGUAUGGAAGGUCCCUCCUUCAAUACCACAGUCUUUUUACUGUCCUUAGUCGUACAGGCAGGAAUUUCUUAUAAGCAUUCUUUUUAUUUUUUGGCCAACUUCUCAUGUGUACCAUGGGUCUUCAGAUGAGGUUCAGCCUCUCAAGAACUUCGUAAACAGCCUACAAGUGCAGGUCUUACUAAGUUAGGUUCAGUAGUACCUAUUGUACCACUAUGAGGGAUCUAUGUAAAUAACCUCUAGUUUUGAAGGAUGAAACCAAUUACGUUUCCUAUCAUGGCCAUGUUAGGACAUCAGUCUUUAUGUAGGCAGAAUUGUUUUUGAGAAGCCUCUUACCUAAAUCCGUCCCUUUAGUUUUGUCUUCUUUGGAAUUGUAUUUAGGAGGAAAAAUAGUAUCUAUCUUCCCUGGUCUGAGUCUUCGGUGUUCUCUUACCGAAUUCAGUUCCUUAUAACGCUGGGAACUCUGGAGCAUGCAAUGUAGUCCCAGUAUCCUGCCACUGUUACAGAGCAUGUGCGGACUUCGACCCCAAUUUAAAUGGAUAAUCCACUUCACAGGAUAUUUAGGACUUUUAACUUAAGGCUAUUUUGGUAAAAUGCAAGAGUUUUAAGGGGAGCUAGGAUUUUAGUUCUAUAAAGGUAUUUUUCUUUAUAAAAUGUCAUCUUUCAAUCCUUUUUUGUCACAAAAUGUCUUCUGCUUCCCAACACUUAUUCACUACACUUACACUUAUUGAAUCCCAAGUAAAAGCCAGGGAAAUCUCCAAGAAAGCAUAAAGAUAAGUCAAACCCGUCUAUGGACUGGUAUUGAAUAGCUCCAGAAGGAAACAACUCAUAACUGAGACACUAUAGUCACCAGAACAACUACAGCUUAUUGAAUUUGUUCUGGUGAGUAGAAUCAUUACCUUCAGGCCUUUUGCUGUAAACACUGUCAAUUCAGAGAAAAUGCAGUGUUUACAUUACAGCCUAGUGAUAACUUCAGAUGGCUGUUAGAGAUCCUUCCUGGGGCAGUGCUCCACAUUGUGACUGACAUUCAGUAUCUCCUCCCUCUGCAUGCAGACACUGAACUUUCCUCAUAGAGAUACAUUGGUUCAAUUCAUCUCUAUGAGGAGAUGCUGAUUGGCCAGGGCUGUGUUUGACUUGUGCUGGCUCUGCCCCUGAUCUGCCUCCUUCACAGUCUCAGCCAGUCCUAUGAGGAAGCACUGUGAUUGGCUCAGAACAACACUUCUGAUGAUGUCAGCAGACAGCUUGCAGGCAGACAGGGGCAGAGCCAGCAGCUUCAAGCUUGAAUACAAGUAAGAUUUUACUAUAUUUAUGGAGACAUGAGGGGACCAGGGUGGCUAGAUGGUGGUUUUAACCCUAUAGGGUCAGGAAUACAUGUUUGUGUUCCUGCCACCAUAGUGCUCCUUUAACCUUAUACCAUCAUCUUUUCUAAAGUUAAUACAUACAUUCCAUGUUUGAUUGUACCAAAACACAUAUUACUAUUAAUUAACCAAUCAGUGUUUGUUUUUCUCAAAUUUGCCAAUAUCAUCUGUGAAAUUGCCUUUGUCAGAUUAUUCUAUGUCUAUUAUCACCUCUCUGAAAAGUCCUCUGAUAUGUUUCUCUUCUAUAUGUCAUCAUCACAUGUUGAUGCGUUACUCCUGAUGACAGACGUUCAGCAUGCACCAAAAAUUUAUAAUAGCCCGCUCAGAACACUUAUGGAGUUACACCUUUGGCGGCAAAAAGAUAGAUUGUAAGUGCAGCAUUUCAUAGUGGAAUUCAGCACAUAGAGACAGACUCCAAGCACCAUGACCACUUUACAUUAUAAGUGCUCAUGGUGCUUGGAUAAACCCUUUAAUGCGGAAUGUGCUCUGUCUGUAAGUGAACUGUAACCUGAUUAUGUGGUAAAGUGAUCCAACCUACAUUAGUCAGCAAAACAGAUCGAGUUUACAUAAAAUGUAAUUUUGUCGCUGGGAAAAAGUAUCAGAAUUUUAAAACUGAAUUGUUUUAUAUACAUAUAACGUAUAGUAUAAUUUAGUGCUGUACAAUUAAAACUCGUUUUUUUAUAUCCCUGAUAAAUUCCAUUUUGUUGUAAAAGAAACUGCACGGCCUAGGUUACAGUUACUGUGAAAUUCCCUGCUUUGUUUACUGCCCCUAUGGAAUUAUUGUAAAAGGUGAAACUUUAUUUUUUACAAGUUCACCUGUUACAUAUACUGUGCAGCUCGAGGGCAAGUGAGAUAUUACUAGUUUUUUUCUGUAAUAUAAUCUGUUGAGUAAAAAAAACCUUUCAGGAAUUGUCUUGUUACACCUUUAUGCACAAACUCUAAACUAAUUACAUUUAUAUGUGUUAGCAGUAUAUUCAGUGCCAACAUAUUCCGCAGCGCUGUACAAUGGUUAUAUGUCAAAUUGUGGUGUAAACCCUAAAACUGUGUUUGAACAGCUUAUUAUCCUCCUGGUAAGUCACCUGUUCAACAAAUGUCAAUGACUGUUUGGAUACAAAAACUUCCAUGGUAAUAAAUGAAUCUGUGUUUUUGCAUUAUGAAGUAUUUUUAUGGCAACCAUGAACCUUUGUGUUUGUUGUAACCAAAUUUAUCUGGCUGUGACUAGAUCUUAAUUACAGUGAACACAUUGUAUGUAUGUUAUAGUUCGUUCCUUUUUUUGUUGCUGGUGCAGCACGUAUCUAUUCGGGGGAACAUGUUCUUUUUCUUUUCAAUGGUUCACUUCCUGUGUCUCCGUGUAAUGUAUGUGUUGUUAGCCCCUUAGUGACACUGGACAUACACUGCUCACGUGGCCACGUGUGGUGGUUGAAGGUCAUUCAGUUCGGUGAGAACUGUCAGAAAUUCAAAGUGAAUUUUACAUUUAAGGCCAAAGUAGAUGAACUGGUAUCACAGUUGAUUUGGAGAAUUUAUCAUCUAUUUUGGCCUGAAAUUGAGUUCACUUUGAGUUCCUGACAUUGCUCACAUUAAUAAAUAACACAGGCAGUCCGAAUCCACAUUUACAGAUCCUUAUAACUGCCCCUGUCAUCACGACAUGGGUAUUACCAGGACCCUGACUAGUGAGGCAAUCCAGAAAAGCACUCUCAAUGGUUGCCCCAGGUAUCUGAUCACUGUGGCACCAUGCCAGGGCAGCAUGGAGGCUUCUGGGACCACGUGUUAUAGCUGGAUCUAUUGCCCGAAGAUAGUAUCAGAGACUACUGAGAUUCACAUUAUUAGCUAAUGAUGCCAUCCAGAAAUGCCCUUUCCAAAUCACAUGUUGCUGCAGCGACUGAAAUGUUCUGUUUUGUAUUUAGAACCGCCAUUAGGGGGGCAUAGCUGUAUGGACUAGGGCCCCUAUAUCCUCAAUGUGGAUAUAUACUAUAUAUAUAUAUAUAUAUAUAUAUAUAUAUAUAUAUGGGAGACCUAAUGAUGUCGCACAUAUAAUAUGAGAUGUAUACAGUAGCCUUAUACAAGUUUUAUGGAUUUACUUAAUGUAAAAAAAAGAAACCAAGUAAAAUAUUAAUGUGCUUAACAGGCAUUUUCUUAAUUUGUGGGGUUUAUCAUGUGGUGUUGAGUGUGGUUUUUAUGCAAAAGGGGAAUUAAAGUAUUUAUUUAGGCAGUAGUGAAAAUAAGGAUGGGCAAGAUACAUCCCCUUUCAUUUUCACUUGCGGCUGUUUGUUAAUUAGAGAGUGAAUGCAGUAAGGGUAGGCUGGAUAGGUCUGGGAUUAAGCUAUUUAACAUCAAAGUGCAGUCCUUACAUUCUAAUGUUGGGACAAAAUAGAUUUGGAAAGUCUCUCCCAAGUUACUAUGCUUUUAGUUUGGCUAUUUAGGCUAAUAUUCUACAUUUCUUUUGAAUUCCUAAUAAUUCCUUCCUGUAAAUUCCGUGUCUAAUCGCUCAUUCCAUUAGGGAGUGCGAAGAAUAGUAUUUUCUGUAAAAGGCAAAUAUUACUCAGUUAUGAUGUAAAAUACAUAAAACACACUUAGAUAUAAUUGUUUCUAUUAAAUUUAUUAAAAUUAACUGCUAGUUGUAAUCAUUUUUUGAUUGAUAAGCAGACAUAAUUGCAAACACAAUCAAUUCCCAUUAUUUGGGAUAUGAUACACUGCAUUCUAACAUACGGGUGUGUUGGGUACACCAGGCCCAUGUACUCGCCUGUAGUGAAUGUACUAAAUCGCAGUUUGGUUUCUUAUCUUUGGAGCUCAUCUUGAUGUUUACUCUAAGCUGGAAGUUAACACAGCCUGUUAGUAGAGAUAUUGGGGGGAGGAAGGGAGCGUAAAUUAUUUUUAGAUUGGGUAUAAACAUGGCUUUCAGCUUUACCAGGACUCACCACUUGGGGGAGGGGAUGGGGGGGCUCUGGAAGUGACUGAAUGAUUAGGGGAGAGAGCAUGUUUCUUUCACAGCUCCCAGAUAAACUGUAAAUACAAGUUCUGAAAUGUUUCCUCGACAACUGGCUUCAGUGGCACACAAAGUUAUUAUUAUGAGGGGAAAAUAAAUUAAAGUGCAGCAUGGCUGGGUAUUUCAUGCUGUUACUAACCCCUUAAGGACACAUGACGGAAAUAUUCCAUCAUAAUUCCCUUUUAUUCCAGAAGUUGUGUCCUUAAGGGGGUUAAACCACCUGCUGAACAAAAGAUGGACAGUAUAACAAGACAAAAACCGACCAAGGUUGGACGUAUAGUCAUCUUAGUUAUCGUCAUAGUUUGGCUAUUUUAGUCUUAUAUUUUCAGCUUGGUCUUCAAUACCCCACUGACUAUUCAGUGUUGGAAAGAGUGCACAUACUGUGUAUAAUGAAUUAUUCAGUCCAAAUACUUAAAAAAAAUCAGGGUGUCGAGUGGGAGAGGCUGACCUAGGUUUCUUUGGACUCGGGUUAAUGGACAUGAUUUCCUCUGAAGUACCGGCGCUCUGAAAUUACUUGCUGUUCGUGUAAUCACACACUGGACCCCCCACACUGCAACUCCGCCAGGUACAGAGCUGCUGACCAUGUUGUAAAGCAUGUUGUAAAGCAAUGUUUUAAAGCAAUGUGGGUUACCACAGCAAUGGCCUGUCUCUUCAAAUGAUGGAGAUUGCAACAUCUCUAUUAUAUGGGCUGCAGCCUGAAUAGCCCACUAGAGAGAGUGUCUCAGUGUCCCCACGUGUAUGUGUCCCCACGUGUCUGUGUCCCCCACUGACAUGUGGACACUGGGAGACAUGGGUAAAAAUGUAUAAAAAAGAAAAAAGUGCGCUGUGCCUUUAAGUGCUAAUUUAACGGUAUUAACAACCUGUGAACAAUUAUUAAUGCAAUAGAACAACAGUGAAUAAAGUGCGUAUUCAAUAUAUUCAUUAAUUAAAGUACAAAAAAAUUUAUCCAAUUUUGCAUAUUGUGUGAAUUUUGUGAACAACAGUGAAUAAAGUGCAAAUUCAAUAUAUUCAUUAAUUAAAGUGCAAACAAAUUUAUCUAAUUUUGCAUAUUGUGUGAAUUUUGUGAACAACAUUGAAUAAAGUGCAAAUUUAAUAUAUUCAUUAAUUAAAGUGCAAAAAAUGUAUCCAAUUUUGCAUAUUGUGUGAAUUUUGUGGGAGACAUGGGGACACUAGGCAACAUGGGGACACAGAGACAUGAGGACACUGGGAGACAUGGGGCACUGAGUCACUGUGAUACGUAGGGACACUGAUGCAUAGUCUCAGUGUCCCCAAGUCUCCCAGUGUCCUCAAGUGUCCCAAUGUCUCACAGUGUCCCCUAGUGACAUAGGGACACUGGGAGACAUGGGGACACAGACACUAGGGGACACUGGGCAACAUGGUAACACCGGGCGACAUGGGGACACAGAGACACUUGGAGAUCUGGAGACACUGGGAGCAAUCCAUCUAUACAGCAGAAUCAAACUGUAAGUAGUUUUUUGGUGAUUUUACAGAAUUUUCUCUUCUGUCACUCCUUGCGAUUUACAUAAUGUGAUGUCACUCAUACAUAAUUAGUUAUGCAAAUUAGUAAGGCCUGUAUUUUUUUCCAAGAAAGGUGGCAAACCUAACUACUCUUCACAUACUCUUGCUUAAGUAUGGAAACUUAAAUGGGAUGUAUGGAAACACAACUUGUGUGGACCAGCUUAAAUGAAAUUAGUUAAAGUAAUGCUGACUUUGGUCUCCAUAACAACAGGGCAUGUUUCUUUCUUCUACACUCACUACAUCCACCUUAUCUCUGUCUCAGACGGUAUACCAGGAACAUCUGCCUGCUAGUAAGAAGGUAAGGAGACAGGUGGACAUGUGAGUGCUAGGGGACAGUCCUUAGAAAGCGUGGAGCAGGCGCAUCAUAAGGCGCAUUUAUGCCAAGCUCAGGAUGUUGUUGGCCAGCUUGCAUGAUUGGCAGGUAGCCUGACAUGCAUUCAUGCCAGGCUAGCCUUCCAAUUCUUUGGGCAGACACGCCUCCUUUUUGUUUGUCCCUUUCAGGAGUUCUGGUUACAUGAUCCGUGUCAGUGGCCCACCCUUUUAUACUGCCCAUUGACUUCCUGCUUCACUGGACACUGCUGUUAGGGGGUAUGGAUUUACUUGAAAGAUAAAAACAUGAAUUAGAGAGAGAUUUGCAUAUUUUAAGAGAAUCUGAGUUUUCUUAUAGCUGCAUCCUAUGAAUUUCCCUCCGGCAACAUCUCUACCAGAUACAUAACGCUACGUAUGACUGUUUUAGUGGUUUUGGUCAAUAAGAUUCUGUACUUAGGCCUCUCAUAAUUGUCAGCACCAGGCCCACUGGGCUUUUAAUCUGGCCCUGCCCCUCUGAUGAGGUCAGAAGCUGGGAGGAAGUAACUGCUGUGUGUGUGUGUGUGUGUGUGUAUGUGUGUUUGUAUGUAUGUGUGUGCCUGUAUGUGUGUGUCUCUGUAUAUGUGUGUUUGUUUAUGUUUGUGUCUGCAUGUGUAUCUGUUUGCAUGUGUGGGGGAAGGAGGGAAUGAAUGGGUGGGGGGCAGUAGACGUAUGGGGGGAGGGUGGUGGUGGGGGGAGUUAGAUGUACGGGAUGCUUCCCAGAGCAAUUUUCGCACUGGGCCCUGUGUUUUUUUAGUCACACCUCUGAACAUGGGGAUACAUAUAUAAAGAACAUAUAGGAUAAUAUAUAUAAGAGGAUUGUAGAAAAUGUGAGGAAAAUGUCUAUAACACUAUUUUCAUAUAUCUGUAACUUUAUUGCUUAGUAAAUGAUUAAUUAAAAGUUUAUUUGCCCAAUCAAAAUUUUCAUUUCUGUUUGCAAUAUUUGCUUCACACUGGCACUUACGUAUACACGACUGCAAGGUUAUGCAACUAUACCCCACAGUCGUGUAUGAAUGGUUUACAUAAUUUAAAAUUAAAGUUGUUUAUUGCAAAUUAAUGUAGUUUGCAAAUUAUACCAUAAUCACAGUCAGAGAGCUUACAAUGCAACAGCACAUUGAGCCUCUGAACAAUGAAUACAGACACCUGUCAAGAUAACUACAGCUCCCUAUACACAUACAGUGCAACCCCUAUUUGUUUUUCCCCCCCUAUGGGUUAAAGGCAGCUCCCACCCUUCUAAAUUUCAUUUCCUGUUAAAAACCAACACGCUCUUCACUGAUGCAUACACUGACAUACACUCACUGACAGAUACACAGUCAUUGUCACACACACUGUUUAACCAACACACACUUUCAAUGAAACAUACACACUCACUGACAAAUAGACACAUGCACUCACAUUCACCGGCAGACACACUAACUGACACAUGCAUUCACUGACAGGUACACAUACACAUUCACUGACAAGACACAUACACACUCACUGACAGACACACACAUACUCAGUGUCAGACACACACACUCACUGACAGACACAAACUGACAAACAUACAUACACACUUACUGACAGGCACAUAUACACUGAGUGUCAUAGACACACAUUCGCUAACAGACAUACACAUUGACUGACAGAUACACACUCUCAGUGACAGACACGCAUACACACACUGACAGACAUACACAUUCACUAACAAACACACUCUCGCUGACACACACUCUUUGACAGACACACACACUCUCACUAACAGACAUACUAACACUCACCAACAGACACACACACACACACACUAACAUACUCACCAACCGACAGUGGCGUACACACAAUCCAUGGGGCCCAGGUGCAAAACUGAUCCGUAGCCCCCCCUCCCCUUCACCCCUCCUACCCUGACCCUCUCCCCCAUGACUGUGGGCCCCCCAAACACAUACAUACAGACACAAACACACACCCCUGACAGACACAUACAUACAUACACACACACACACAGACACAUAUAUACACACAUGCAGACACAUACAUACAUACAGAGACACACACAUACAGAGACACACACAGACAUAGACACAGACACACACACAUACAGAGACACACAGACGUAGACAGACACACACAAAAUAGACACACACACACAUACAUACAGAGACACACACACAUACAGAUACACAGACACAUACAGAUACACACACGCACACAUAGAGACACACACACAUACAGAGACACACACACAUACAUACACACAUAGAGAGACACACACACACAUACAGAGACACACAUACAUACAGACACACACACAUACAGAGACACACACACACAUACAGAGACACACACACAUACACACACACACACACACAUACAGAGAAACAGAGACACACAUACACACACAUACAUAGACACACAAAUAAUACAGAUACACACACACACACAUGCAGAGACAAAGACACACAAAUACAUACAGAUACACAUAGACACAUUCAAAGACACAGACACACACACACAUACAGAGACACAGACACACACUUGCAGAGACACAGACACACACAUACAUACAAAUACACACACAUACAUACAGAUACACACACAUACAGAGAUACACACACACACACACACAUACACAAAAUAUUUCCUACCUUUUGUGAAUUUCCCUGGGGUCCAGUGGUGGCUCAGCUUGAUGGGAGUCAGAGUUCCCACUCUGACUCUCUCCUCCCUCCUGCUUCCUCCCACAUGGACUCUCUGUAUGCUGGGAGGAGUGACCGGGGAGUCACUUCCUACCAGCGUCUGAUGUCAUCACAGGGGGCCCAGUCGCGCUGUUAAAGCGCCCAGCGCAGGCUGGGCCCCCUGACAAUCCAUGUCCAUCAGGUGGCCCUGACAGCAUGGGCCACCCGAUGGACCUUUUAACAAUCGCCCCCGGCGGUUUGAUGCGCGGGCCGGGGCCGCAAAACGUGGCAGCUAGUUCACAGGGGUCCGCAGGUCGGCUAGGCCCCCUGGAGUGACAGGCCCGGUCGCAGCUGCAACCCCUGCGACCGCGGUAUGUACGCCGCUGCCAACAGACACACACACUAAAACACACACUCUCACUAACACACUCACUAAAAGACACACACACUAACAGACACACACUAAAACUCUCACUAACAGACACAAUAACAAACACACACACACUAACACACUCACAUUUUUUUUUUAUUAUUUGCUUACAUUUUGGUGGCUUCCUCCCUGGGGUCCAGUAAGGCUGCUGCUUGCUGAUCUGGCAGGCAGACUCAUAGUGGAAGUGGCGAGGGAGCAGUGAUCCUCUGCUUAGUGAUGCCGGAGCUGGAGUGACAUCAUAUACCAGAUCUGGCAUCACUGUGGUGCGCGCAAGCUUAUUUUGCCGCUCCCCUUAAAGUGCUGCCCAAAUCAUGAUGGUAGCGGUAAAUACACCUCUGGUUGUAGGACACAGAGCUAGGAGCAGGGCAAGAGUCAGGACUGGGCCAGUAGUGGCUAGGAUAUGAGGAGUGGAGGCGCUAGAAGUCACUCCAGACUUCACCCUCUAAAAGCCUUGUCACCACACCACGGAUACAGAAAGUAAGUGUCAUGAUUGGCUUCAGUUUACACACACAGACACACACUGCAUCCCCAGCACACAUACAAAGACACACGCAGCAUCACCAACAAAAACACAGACACACACUACAUUCCCUGCACACACAGACACACCAUAUAUCCUCUGCAUAUACACAGACACACACUGCCUUCCCAGCACACAGACAUUGUAUUCACUACACACACGGCAUAACAUAAUGAAUGUGGGGGUGUUUUGAUGUGCGUGGUUUUGGUGAGGUUUUGUGGGGCGGGCAUUUCAUCCUUGGACCCAGCAGCAUAAUGUCUUGGGCUGGCCCUGCAUACAUACAUACAUACAGGAUUUGAGUCACGGUUUCCUCUCAGCACUUACAAAAGGAAAGAGGAAAUAGAGCCCUCUUGUAUAAUUACUCUUAUAGAGAUAGAGCAUAUAUAGGAUAAUAAAUCAAAGAAUUAAAGAUAACAAUAACACUCUGGUUAUUGGGACAUUUUAAUCUAAACAGACCUCAAAAGACUAAUACCUUCACAUAACCAGUGCCACACUUACAGGGAAACCCCUGUAUUAAAUGCUUGGAUAGGGGGUAUGUCUACUAAAUGUCUAAUAACUGGUCUGGGGGUAUAAAGUCAACCACUGAACUAUGAACACAAAUGGAAUGAAUGUACUGGAAUUCAAGAGCCCUAUAGAGGGUACUAAAUGAUAUAAGUGUUGUACUAAUGUUGCCACAUUGUAUUAUAUCAGUUUAACAUUCAUUACCAAUAGAGUUGCAGAGAGUAGCUGUGGGACUAGGCUGGAUAGUGAAUAAAGGCAGUCAGCAGGGAAAUGGGUAGAUAACCGAAUGCUACCCGUGUAACAUAAAGGUACCCCUUGAUUAAUGCCCAAACUGUACUCUGGGUCAGUGGAUAACUAUGUGUAAGGCUAACUACAGCAGGAACUCCAGAUGCCUAAAACUGUGAAUGUCAUAAAAUAACGGUUAUCCAAGUGCAGUAAGAAAGGGGGUGUCACGUUCAAUAAUCUCCCAUAGCUGAGACCCUAUGAGAGCAUAACCAUAAAGCUGAAGGUCUGCCCGACCAGCCCACCAACUGCUAUUAGCCACUAUGAAACCUCCAGCAUGAUUAUAAUAUAACCAAGCCCAAUACUAAUAAAGCCAAGCCCAAUGAAACAAAAUAAACCAAAAUUUUAAAAAGCGUAAAAAUGCCUAAUGCUCUGCUGACCAUCUGCUACCUAGAUGCAAAUCAAAAAAGGGGAAAAAGGAGAAAGGGAAAUGGGUGCCGCAUGAAAAGCUCCAUGAAUACAAAGGCCUAUUGUCUGUGUAGUUGUGUUUCUGUAUUCAUAUUUGUAACAUACUGGAAAUCCCCUGGAACAAAGAAGGUUUAUAUUUAAGCUGUCUUUUGAUUCAAUGGAAAUUACGGUUGAUCUUUAAUGAACAGACGUCAUUUGCCUUUUGACUUUUCAAACAAUCUUCAAUAGUGUGAUGCACAAAGUAGUCUGUUCUUGGUAUUUAAAGUGGAAUAUAAUAAUAUUUGCCUAAAAGAAUCGGUAACAAAAUCUAAGCUAUUGUUUACGCUAUACAUUGUUUUUAAUGUUCUGUGUUUCUCUUUUAAACCUUUAUAUGCUUUGCCCAGAGCCCAGCACCGCCUACAUUAAUGUGUAGAUGUCUGAAUGUGCACCCAUCUCAGGGUGCUUAAAUCGCCCACAACAGUGGAGUUAAGUAUUAAUUUUGUCUGUUUUACAUUAUUUAUUUUUUGCAGUGCUGAGAUAAUACUUCUGAGAUAAUAAUUCUCUGAAACUGCUAUGUUUUCAGCUGCAGGGUUUAAACUAGAGGGACCUGACAACCAGACCACUUCAUUGAGUUGAUGUGAUCUGGGUGUCUGUAGUGGUCCUUUAAGUUUGUGUGCAUCUGCAUGCACUGGCGUACAUAUCGCGGUCGCAGGGGUUGCAGUCAUGCAACCCCUGCGACCAGGUGCCGCCGCCAUGUGUUGCGACCCCGGCCCACGCAGAGUAAGUGUGGGGGGGAGCGGGGCCCACGGAUCAAUUUUCGCACCGGGGCCCCCUGGUUCAUGUGGUACUGGGGUACUCAGGGCCGUCUUUAACGCGGGGCAAACGGGGCAGCUGCCCCGGGCCCAGUUGCUCCUGAGGGGCCCCAGAGCAGCUGCCUCGUGGGCCCCGCGAUUUGAGCAGCUCCCCUUGGACCCGGCGGGGCGGCUGCACAGAGCCACACCAGCCGCACGCUAAAGAGGGCCCCCGGGUGGCCCAUGCACUAAGGGCCACCCGGUGGGCAUGUGGCAGAAGGGGCCCGGUCGGGCGCUGUGACACUUAAACAGCGCGACCGGGCCCCUUCCUGUUCGGCAGCCGGCUGGGAGGAAGUGAGUGCCGCGCGUCACUUCCUCCCACCGGUGAUCACAACCGCGCGGGAGGAGGAAGGCAGGGAGGAGGGGAGUUCCAGAGGAGAACUCCCAUCUGCCUCAGCCUGCCACUGGACCCCAGGGAAACCACCCUCCAGGAAAAGGUAAGAACCUGGAGGGUGGCUAAAUGUAUGUCUGUGUGUGUGUGUGUGUGUCUUUGUCUGUCUGUGUGCAUGUCAGUAUGUCUGUGUGUGUGUGUGUCUAUGUCUGUCUGUGUGCAUGCCAGUAUGUCUGUGUGUGUGUGUGUCAGUAUGUCUCUGUGUGUCUAUGUCUGUCUGUGUGUGUGUGUGUAUGUCAGUAUGUCUGUGUGAGUGUCUAUGUCUGUCUGUGUGUGUAUGUCUGUCUGUGUGUGUGUGUGUGUAUGUCUCUAUGUGUGUGUGUGUGUCAGUAUGUCUGUGUGUAUGUCUGUGUCUGUCUGUGUCUGUCUGUAUAUGUCAGUAUGCCUGUGUGUGUGUUUGUCAGUAUGCAUGUGUGUGUGUGUGUCAGUAUGUCUGUGUGUGUCAGUAUGUCUGCCUGUGUGUGUGUGUCAGUAUGUCUGUCUGUGUGUCAGUAUGUCUGUGUGUUUGUCAGUAUGUCUGCCUGUGUGUCUGUGUCAGAAUGCCUGUUUGUGUGUGUCAAUAGGUCUGUCAGUGUAUGCGUCUGUGUGUGUCAGUAUAUUUGUCAGUUUAUGUGUCUGUGUAUUCAUGAAUGUGUGUCUGUGUGUGUCAAUAUGUCUGCCAGUAUAUAUUUGUGUGUCAGUGUAUGUGUAUGUCAGUAUGUAUCUGAGAAUGUUUUAAUAUGUCUGUCUGUGUGCGUAUGUGUCAGUAUGUCUGUCAGUGUGAUUGCGGGUUGGGUGUAAUUAAGGGGUUGGGGGGGGAGGAGCAGGGCCCAGGGGGCCUAAGAAAAUGCAUUGCCCAGGGUCCUAAUCAUAUUAUAGACGGCCCUGGGGGUACUCCACACUUAUCUCACCGCCUGGGAGUAGCUGCCAUGGUAUAUCACUUGUAGAGUUCACAUAAGUUUGUUAUCGCUAAAGCUGUCAGUAAAAAUACUCUGACUCAUUAGACCGCAUGUUUUGCCACUUAGCUGACAUAUCAAUUCUUCUGUACUUGACCACUAAACCUUGAGCACAGCUUGUCUAUUUUAUUUCUUACUUAGCAUAAAAAUGAGACAGUUACUCAUGGGAAUAUGUAUCAGUGUCGCUGUAUACUGAUUCAUUAUUCGGUUACUGCUGACAUAAACCUAUUUUUCUUUUCUAUGUCUAUCUAUUUGCUUCAAAAAAUUAUUUGACAAAAAAAUAAAUUGAAGGAGACAUAUUAUCUUGCUUUACAUAUUAGUUGCCCUGGAGUUGAACAGUUUUAUGUUGUGAUAUUAUUAUAGGGAUACGUUACAAUUAUUGGAACACCUGAGAUGGAGUGACCCCAAUUUCAUUUUGUUGUUUAUUUUUUUGACAUCUUUCAAUUUCUGAACCUUGGCUUUUGCCAGUGGUCUUUUAUUUAUUUUUAUUAUCACUUUGUAUUUUUCCUUCCUUCUUUAGCUCUUUUUAUCAUUGAAACAAUCCUUUGAUGUUUUUGUUUUUGUUCUUUAAUCUUGCCAUUACUUUUCAAUUCUGUUUUUACCUAGAUACAUUAUAGAUAAUGUGGUUCCUUUUUUAUUUAUUUUUUAACCUCAUCUCCUUGAUGUGGUGCCUGUAGUUGCCAGGUGCUGUCUCAAAGUUUAGUAUUAAACAAUUUUAGAUCCGUUUAAAGCAGGGGUAGUCAGCCUUUUUAUACCUACUGCCCACAAAUGCAUCUUUCUUGAUGGAAAAAUGUCCUUACCGCCCACCAGUUUUCGCGCAAGUGCGGAUUUUUUUUUAGAAAGGAGGGUGUUUUAAAAUAAAUAAAUGUACAUAGAUUUAUAUAUUUUUUUUUUUUUAAAUUCUUUAUUUUUGGUUUGACGAAGUAGAUGAUAAACAUGAAAGCAUGUACAUUUUCGAAUAAGACAGCGCAGUGUCAUACAUUAGCGCAGUGCAUGCAUUUGACAGUUGUCAGUUUAGGCAUAUUAUAUACAUUAAGUUUUCUGUGGGUGUCUUCGUCUAAAUUUUUGGUAUAAGAGGCAAGCGGUGUUAACUAUAUACAAUUGCUUUGUUGUGAGGAGUUAGGCUUAGAGAGUAGAGUGUCAAUCCCCCCGCUUCCUGGGGUGCGCAAUUGCACUCUCCCUCCCUUCUACGCUCUGCAAAAUGUUGGCAUAUUAUUAUUUGCCUUUCCCCUCCUGCCAUCUUGCUGAUCUAAGGUGCUUGCCCUCGAGGGAUAGAUAGAAAGGAAAAGUAAAGGAAUUGGAGACAAGUACGUGCGUGUUUAAACAGUUUCAGUUUGGUGUGGUUACCGGAUGGAUCACCGAUGGGGGUGGUCAACUCCCUUAAGCUGUGAUUUAUGUACUGGGCCUGGCCCCGCGCUCAUCUAGUAGUGGUGUCUCUUUCGCCUGGUCGAGUAAUGGUGUGGUGGUUGGCGCUGGGUGGGUCCUAGCCCCGCCAAUUUAGAGUUGCGUGGAUGCUGCCCUGCGUCCCGGGGUGGUGUUCUAGGUGUCGUACUGCUCCCAUAGGUCCCAGACUUUUUGGAAUUUGGCCAUUGUGUUUCGCACCUGAGAAGUCAGUUUAUCCAUAAUGUAGUUGUCUCGUAUUUUUGUCUUAACCAGGGAUAUAUGUGGGAGGUCUGGACAUGACCAGUGUUGUGCCAGGGAUCUCCGCGCCGCUAAAUAGAGCAUGUUAAGUAGUCUUUGGUCGUGUCUGGGUAGGUCUUUUGUGGGUCUUGAAAGUAGGCAUGCCCAUGGGUCUAGCCCCAGUCGCCUUUGUAGGAUUUGGGAGCUGAGCUCCACAACGUUGCGCCAGUAUUCUGCGACCUUCGGGCAGCCCCACCACAUAUGUAUAUACGUGCCCCGUUCCCCACACCCGUGCCAGCAGUCAUCUGUGGGGCUUAGUCCCAUAUGUCUCUGUUUCACUGGGGUCAUGUACCAUCGAAAUAGAGUUUUAUAAGAUUGCUCUUGGAGUGUCACACAUAUUGUGGUUUUGCUACAUGCUUCCCAGAUAUCUUGCCACUCCGCUCCCUCUAACACCUCCCCCAGGUCGGCUUCCCACUGGUCGGUGUAUCGCAGUGCGCCCUCCUCAUUCGAGUUCCCGUUGAGGUGGUUGUACAGUAGCGUAAUGAGUUUAGUUUGGGUUGUCUCAUUGUAACAUAGUUUCUCGAAAAAGGUUAGUGGUGUCAGAGCCGCCUUCCGUAUGUCAGGGUUUUGUGCAAAGUCACGGAUCUGCAUGUAUCUAAAGUAGUCUCUUGUUCGUAAGUUAGCUUUGGUGGCUAGGUGUUCGUAUGUGACUACUUUUUGGUUCACAUAUAGGUGUACGUAUCGUUGGAGUCCUGUGGCCUCUAUCCCCUUAUAGUCUCUUGCCUGCAUUCCGGGAGGGAAGGCCCUAUUCCUAAGGAUUGGUGUCAUGGGGGACGGAUGAGAGCUGAGGGCGUAUUUCAUUUUGGUUUGGUCCCAGAUCUGUAUAGAGUUGAGUAUGGCUGGGUUCGCUGUUCUUAGUAUGGCUCUUUGUGUUUUGGGUGCCCAUAUGGAGAAUUGUGGGAGAUCCUGACCCGUCAUCAGUGACUCUAGGUCCACCCAUCGUCUCCUGUCUGGAGGCGUGUGCCACUGUAUCACCUGUGUCAGCUGUGCGGCAAGAUAAUAGGUGUAAACGUUGGGUAGUCCCAGCCCCCCCCUGGAUUUCGGUCUGUACAUGAGGGCUCGCGCAGUUCUUGGGCGUUUGUUGUGCCAUAUGAAGGCAUCGAUCGCUCUUUGUAUUCCCGUCAGGUCCCUCCGUGUUACUCUUAUCGGGAGUGCUUGAAAGAGGAAUAGUAUCCUCGGCAGCACGUUCAUUUUUAUAGAGUUUACUCUCCCCAGCCAGGAGAUGGGCCUAUCCGUCCACUGCUCUAGUUCUGCGAGAAGGGUCCGGAAGAGGGGUGUAUAGUUACGGGCAAAUAGGGAGGCUGUGUUCGCUGUUAGCCGUACCCCUAGAUACAUGAGUUCGUCAGUAGUUAACUUGAAGUGAUACGUGUCGCGUAUGUGGGUGAGUUCCGGGGGUUCCAGGUGGAAGGGCAUUGCUACUGAUUUAGAGUAGUUAAUUUUGUACCCUGCUAUGUUGCCAAAUCGCUCCAAUACGAGCGAUAAGUGGUGGAGAGAGUGUCUCGGUUCCCUGAGUGUCAGCAUGACGUCGUCGGCAUAAGCCGAGACCGUGAAUGGUGUUCCCCCCACCGUGACGCCCCUGAUUUGCGGGUGCUGUCUGAUGGCUUGUAGUAGUGGUUCCAAGGUUAAGGCGAAGAGCAGGGGGGACAGUGGGCAACCCUGUCUGGUGCCGUUUCCCAGGGUAAAGGGCGUUGUUCGUGCCCCUGUGAUGAGUAUUUGUGCCCUCAGGUCGGUGUAUAGUGCUUGUAUAGCUGUUACAAAUGUCUCCGGGAACCCCUGGAAUCUAAGUAAUUCAAAUAAAUAAGGCCACAGCACCCUGUCAAACGCCUUCUCCGCGUCUAAUGAGAGCGCCAGAGAAGGCGUUCCGGAUUCCCCCAUGUGCCAGAUUGUGCUGACCCCGCGUCUCGUGUUUUCAUACAAUUGGCGGCCUGGCAUAAAGCCCACCUGAUCUGGGUGGAUCAAGCGCGGGAGCAGCACGUUGAGUCUGGUUGCCAGGAUUUUGGCGAAUAUUUUGAGGUCAGUGUUGAUAAGUGAGAUUGGCCUGUAGCUCGAGGCCAGUGUGUCGUCCUUCCCCGGUUUUGGUAGAAGGACAACAUUUGCUGUAGCCAUGUCGCCAUCAGGCGUCCCGCCCUGCAGAAAAUGGUUGCUAAGGGUCGUCAGUUGGGGGGCUAAUACAUCUUUAAAUUGUUUGUAAUAACUAAUGUCGUAGCCGUCUGGGCCUGGUGCUUUACUGCCCUUUAGGGAAGUUAUGGCUGCCUCUACCUCAAGUUGUGUGAUUGGUUCUUGUAGUGCGUCCGCUUCCGCCCCGUUCACUUUUGGAAUAGUGAGUUCAGAGAGAAAUUGGUGUAUGUCUGCCAUGUAGGCCGCAUUGGUGGCCCGGAGGCGGGGGGAGUGGUUGUAUAGUUCUGAGAAGUAGGAGGUGAACACUGCAUUAAUCUCGUCCAUAGAUUUAUAUUUUUAAUUUCUACUUAAUGCAUGUUUAUAAUGUUUUUAACUUUAUAAAGUUUAAUGAGAAAAAAAUAAAGUAAAUUGAAAUUACCUUUAACUAGUGAUUAAUGAGAUUCUUGAGGUUGAUGCUGCGAGACUAAAUAUUUGAUAUCUGGUUUGAUUUUCGUAAGGAACAAACAAAGGUCUCCUCUUUCGGUGAUAUUCAGACGACUUCUCUGUUUGCUCAUAAUAUGAUUUCUCAUCUGUGCAUCAGCUCCCCUCCUCAAUUCCCCUCCCCACCUUUUUUUCAUUUUUUCUAUUUUUUUACCUUCCUUAUAACAAUGGCCAGCAGGAAGGCUGAGCUAGGUAGCCCACUUAUUAUUAGCCAACAACAAUUCUCUCCUCCUGCCUAUAACUUUUCUUUCUCCUAUUUUACAACUGCUCUGUUCCGCUUCUGCCUGCUUCUGCCUGUCCCUGCUAUCGUACAUCAGCUCCCACUCCUCCCCUUCACUCGCGUUUGCAUGAGUUUGUGUGCGUUCGUACUUUCAUGUGUGUUUGUGCACCCGCGCCCGCCCGUCCUCUCUCUCAAAAGGAAGAUUUAGCAUUAGCUUUCUGUCCCGCUGAAACCCCUACCGCCCACCUGGAAUCCUGAAAUUCCCACUAGUGGGCAGUAGGGACCAGGUUGACAACCCAUGGUUUAAAGAAACUCAAAUAACCUCUAUAGUAUUCUGUAGUGGUUUAUGGUGCCAAGAGUGCCCUGUCACUGCUAUUGUAAGUAGUCAAAUCACUUGCCAACAGUUUUGUCUUCUUAUGUUGGGUCCAUCAGACAUCAGACACUUCCUCUCUGCUGAGCUAUGUCUGGUGGUGCAGUCAAUGAGCUGCCAUUCACAGCAGAGCUUAGCUCUGGGGAGCUAACAGAAGCUCCUAGCAGUAGCUCUCGGCUCUCCAUACCAGAACAGGAGAGGCAAGGAGCAAGCAGUAGACUCCAGGCUAGGGUUGCUCCAACCACAACAAUGUAUUUUUUUUUUUGUAUUGACCUUCCUGGUAAAGAGAAGUGAAAUAAGAGUAAGCUCCCCUCACAUCCAAGUUCUCCCUGCAACCCAAUCAUCCUUCUGGGAUAUUACUCCUCGUGACUGCAGGAGAAGAGGGAUGUCAUCAAGGGAGGGCUUAGGAUGGUAUUGAGAGGGGACUGUGGCGCCAUUGGAAUCUAUGUGUGCUGAUGGACUUUAUUAUUUUGUUUUUUUUUCAUGCACAGAUUUAACUUUAGCCCAGAACUCUAGUUUUUGAGGCUUGCUAAUGAUCUUGCAAGAGGUAGGUUUACACCUCUGGUAACAAAACAAAAUAUUCUUACUGAAGCGCUGUGCAUAUGGACUUCCAAGCACCAUGACCAAUUCUAAUCACUAAAGUGGUCAUGGUGCUUUGAUUAAUUCUUUCAGUGUUAAACUGAUUAAAAAUGGUUUAACAAUUUGAACUAUAGAACAGUGCUUUUGGACUCCAGGCACCAUAAACACAAUAAACACUUCAAUGGCAUGUAGCUAUUACGGUGCCUAGAGUAUCCCUACAAAAACUAAUGAUACAAGAUUUAUCUUUAGAGUUAAAGCAGAUCUGUCAUCGUCCGAUGUCUGCAUUAAUUACAAAGACCCCAGACGGUCACAUCUCAGCUGGGUGUCAGGUGGUUCAGGGGAAAGUGAAUCUGUCCUUUGUGGGUGCUGCCACUUUGGUCCAUCCGGUCCUUUUGAGCACUGACGCUUCAGAUUCUAGGAGCUGACAUCAGUGCUGUAAAACUAUGCAGGAUAUCUCUGUAUUCUAAAUAGACGGUCUUUUUCCCUUCCGCCAUCACUAGUGAUGAAUAGGGGCUAGACAAGGCUUAGCUCUGCAUUUUUACAUCCGCUCGACAAAUAGGUGUACACAAAGAAGUCCCUUGACUGAGUUGGAAUUUCAGUGAAUUUUGUGAGUAUUUCAUAAGGAGUUUUUCAGAGCAGCUUUACUGAUGACUAACUAAAACAUUUUUUUUCCUUUUCUAGAUUGUGACACUUGUGACCCUACUUUUCUUCCAUUGUCAAAAUGAAUAGAAGUUCACGUGGUGUUACACAGUAAAUAUACAAGGAAGCAUAAAUCCCAAAGGAGAGGAAGUCUUUUUCUGGGAGGAUAUUAUUAAUACAAAAUUGUUCCCACUUUUUAUUGAUAUGGUCUCAAAAUAUGUAGCAAUGUGGCAGGUAGUUGCCAUUUUUGCAGUAAUCAUUUUCAUGCUGGUGAAAGAGAUUACAUUUUCAUUAAAGAUAAAGUGUUGGUAAAUACAUAAUAUAUCACAAAUAUACAGGAUUAUAUUUAAUGCAACGUUUUGAGAUAAACUCCCCUUGCCUCCAAUCCAGCACUGCCAUGUCUUUAGCUUUGUGGGUGUAAGACUUCAUGUAAUACCCAUCUCCAGUCAACCCUUGCUCCACCCGCAGUCUCCUUUAAUUUGGCCAUGCUGGUGUCUAAAUGGAGUGACAGGAGUCACUCUGUUCCAAUACUCCCUAGCCAGCGAUGACAGCAUCGUCUCGCACAGAAUAUGCAAUUUGGUUGCUAUGUGUGGAGAGAAGAAGCAUCACCUGUAGGAGUUCUCCUAAGUUCGUCACAUCUGUGGCAUAGAAUAUAUGGGUAAGAAAUGACAGGUUGGAGAAAGGCCUGUUUACCUAAAGCACAUAGAAUAAUGUACAGAUAAAAUGUUAUGCUUUUUCGAGGGAGUAUAAUGUAUAGGUAAAGUGACAAAUACCAUUUAAAGUCCAUCUUUAGAUUUAUGUAUGCCUCACAUUUGCUUUAAAAGCAUGGUAGGAACAUCAUUGCUAUCCCUAUCUUUAUCCCUAACCCUGUCAUACUAACCCCUAAGCCUGUCACACUAACAGCCACACUAACACACUAACCCCCUAACCCUCUUUCACUAACCCUCCUUAACCCUGUCACACUAACCCCCUAACCAUAUUAUACUAACACCCUAACCUUGUCACACUAACCCCCCUAAGUCACACCAACACCCUAACCCAAUCACACUAACCCCCACCCUCUUUCCAGUGGUGUAUUUUGGAUUUGUGCUGCCCUAGGCACGACUAAAUUUGGGCACCCCCAAAAUCUAAACAUUCGUGUCAUGGCCAUUUUUGUGACUGACAGACACAUGCCCUCAUUGAUACAUGCACCGAUAUACACUCACUGACAGAUACACAGUCAUUGGCACACACAUACAGUCAUAAGCACACACUGUUUAACCAACACACACUUUCACUGACAGACACACACUGACACACCCACUCACUAACAGGCACACACUCUUAGAUACACAUAAAAUGACACACACACACUGACACACACUCACAGGCACACUCAUUCUCACUCACAGACACACAACGACAGCUACACUCACCACUCACUCACUCGCUCACAGUAAGGUGGACACGAGGCAAACAAUGCAUUUGUCUGGGAGCUGGGGAGGCAUUUUUUGGCGUCCCCCACCUGAAAGUGCCACCCUAGGCAAAUGCCUUGUUUGCCUUGUGGUAAAUACAUCCCUGCCUCUUUCUAACUAACCCUGUCACACUCCAUAUUAUACACCCUGUCACACUAACCCCCUAACCAUAUUAUACUAACCCCCUAACCCAGUCACACUAACCCCUUAACCUUCUCACACUAACUCUAUCACACUAACCCCCUAACCCUAUCACACUAAUCCCCGUAGACAUGUUACACUGACCCCCCUAACCCUGUUUCCCUAACCCUGUCACACUACCCCACGAACCAUAUUAUACAAACACCCUAAACCCAGUCACAUUAACCUCCUAACCCUGAACACUAACCCCCAUAGACAUGUCACACUAACCCCCUAACCCUGUCACACUAACCCUGCUACACUAAUCCCCCAUAACCCUGUCACACUAACCCCUAACCCUAUCACACUAAACCCAGUAGACAUGUCACACUAACCUCCCUAACCCCGUCACACUAACCCCCUAACCCUGUCACACUAACCCACCUAACCCUGUUUCAUUAACCUUCUCACACUAAUCCAACUAACCAUAUUAUACUAACCCCCUAAACCCUGUUUCACUAACCCCCUAAUCCUGUUUCACUAACCCUCAUUAACCCUGUCACACUUAUCCCACUGACCAUAUUGUAUUAACCCCCUAAACCUGUCAUACUAACCCCUAACCUUGUCACACUAACCCUAUCUCACUAACCCCCUAACUCUGUCACACUAGCCCCUAUCUCACUAACCCUAUCUCACUAACCCCCUAACCCUGUCACACUAACCCUAUCUCACUAACCCCUAACCCUGUCACACUUACUCUGUUAGAAAUGUCACUCUAACCCCCUAAUCAUGUCACACUAACUCGGCUACACUAUUAACUGCAAUAAUAAACACACCGAGACAGAUAUGUGGAAGAAAAGACUGUGGUCCUUUAUUUAGUUUAAAAACAUGUUGUAACAAUAACUUAACUGACCUUGAAAACCAUAUAACUUGUAACCAAAAAUCUCCUGUCUCAAACGCCCUAAGGUGCCAGAACAUAAACAUACAAUAUAGUCCACCCCAGGUUACCUUGACCCCAAUAAAAGACCACAAAAAAAAUAAAAUAAAAAAAUAGGAAGGAAGGAUGGGGAAGCAGGUGCAGCCCAAAAAUCGCAGACGUCCAGUACACUAUUGGUUUCGCAUGCGCCAAGCCAUUACCUUAGAACCGCUUAUGUAGUAGGUAUCCACGCCGAUAAUGUCCUUGCACACAAGCAAUCCAAUUGGAGCACUCACCGCGUGGACACUUAGAAGAUUGGCUGACCGCGAGGGCGUUGCUCCUGGCGCCAAAGCCGAUGUCCUCAUGAAGCUGAGCGAGUGCGUGCAGCACACAGUGUGUGUGUGUUCUUUCUAUUAAAGUGUGUGCACUUUAAUUGUAAGAAAGCACUUUACUAACCCAUACAUGCUUAUGGCAUUUUUAUAUCUUUAAUGCACCUUAUCUGUUAAUUGUAUCUUCACCGUUUAUUCACAUUAUUACUUUAUUGCCCGGCACCAUGUCUUUUCUCCUAUGUAUAUCCCCUAUGUUCAUAUAACACAGCCGGCUAGGUUGCCAUGGUAUCGGCAACCAGAUCGGAGACACCUAUUAGGUGUAUAAUCCAUUGCUAUAGAAAAACAAGUCCAACAGGAACCACGUGUGGUAAAAAGAUGAUGGACUGCUUCCCACCAAUCAGAGGUUAGCUACGGAGGGUACCAUGGCAACCCAAAUGCCCUGAACUUCCGUGGUGGGUUGGAUUAGAGUUACAGAUGCGUAUACAGCAUUUAGGGAUGCCAUGGAAGGCUGGUCAAUACACCUGGGGUGAGUUCACUAAUUGUACCUUAUACCUAUAUAUUUGAUAAUUAUGUGAUUCUAUGUUAUGCUGUUCUGAGGAAAGUCCCACACUGGGACUGAAACGUCGACCUUUUUUGGCAUCACUGUAUACACUUUAUCAUGUGCACAUUUUAACUAUGAGGAAACAAACGCUACAUUUUAAUUUAAUAUAUAUAUAGAGGUAAUACAAUGUUAAACAAAAAUCUGCACACCAGUCAAGCCAUAAGACUAUAUAUAUAUAUAAUCUAAGAUGUCAAGGAGUAGAGAGGAGUCUACUUGUGAUAUCUCUUGCUCCUUUAUUAUUAUGUAAGCUUGUCUAGGAGGCAUGCUUGUAUCGGCUGAAUUCAAGUAGUGGACUGACAGAUUUCAACUCAAUGCUGAGUUCUAAACUUUUAACUUAUUACAUUCGUCCUUGGUUUACCCCAGCUUCGGAUGGCUCUAGUCAUCUUCUGUGCAGCCACUGCUAUAAUAAGCUGCUGCUAUCAAACAUCUUGCAGUGCACUGGGAGAUUUAUGGCACAAUCUUCAAUACUGGAUUUCCACCGGCCUGCAAUGGGUCGUACUCUAUACAAUGGGUUGAGGUUUUUUUUGUUUGUUUUUUAACAAAAGAUUAUUUCGUUUGUAAAGUGUUUAGUGGAACUGAAUGUUCUUUGGUGUUUUCCCUUCAGAUGUGAAUUUUUAUUGCAUAUAAAAGGUCAGCCUUUAGUUCAAGAAAUCCAAGAAAAAUAUCCACAACUCCUUGAUCAGGUAAGUCAGAAAAAUGCUAUAUCAACAGGGCUCGAGUCCUGCAGGAACGCAUGGGAACGGCGUUCCUGCACUUUUUCCAAAGUAGGAACGCCGUUCCCGUUACCUGUCCUGCAGGACCGGCCCUGCUACCUGCACUGAGGGGCCAGCACACGCUGUGUUCCUUCUCCAGCUAUAACUCUCGCGAGACCCGCGGCUGUUACCAUGGCAACGCUCCGCACAGGCGAGUCUCGCAAGAGUUAGAGCUGGAGAGGGAACACAGUGUGUGAUGGCUCCUGUGUGCAGCGGCUGGCUCCCUCCAGCAUACCACCGGACCACCAGGCGAUCUCCCCCCGCCCUGACAAGGUAAGAAGCAGGGAGGGGGGAUAAAAUAAAAAUAUAUAGACACAUAAAGUAAAAAAAAAAUGCUCCUCCCCCCCCCCAUCAUCCAUCACUCACACACACACACAUCAUCCAUCACUCACACACACACAUCAUCCAGCGCUCACACACACAUCAUCCAGCACACACACACACACCCAUCAUCCAGCACUCACACACAUAUCAUCCAGCACUCACACAAACACCCAUCAUCCAGCACACACACCCAUCAUCCAGCACUCACAAAAACACCCAUCAUCCAGCACUCACACACACAUCAUCCAGCACACACACACAUCAUCCAGCACACACACACAUCAUCCAGCACACACACACACACAUCAUCCAGCACUCGCACACACAAUCAUCCAGCACACACACACACAAUCAUCCAGCACUCACACACACAUCAUCCAGCGCACACACACACAUCAUCCAGCGCACACAUCAUCCAGCACUCGCACACACAUCAUCCAGCACUCACACAAACACCCAUCCUCCAGCCUCCCACAAACUUGCCCAUCAUCCAGCACACACACACACAUCAUCCAACACACACACACAUCAUCCAGCACACACACACACAUCAUCCAGCACUCACACACACAUCAUCCAACACACACACACAUCAUCCAGCACACACACACACAUCAUCCAGCACUCACACACACACAUCAUCCAGCACUCGCACACACAUCAUCCAGCACACACGCACACACAUCAUCCAGCACUCGCACACACAUCAUCCAGCACACACGCACACACAUCAUCCAGCACACACACACACACAUCAUCCAGCACACACACACAUCAUCCAGCACUCACACACACGUCAUCCAGCGCGCGCACACACAUCAUCCAGCACACACACAACAGCACUCACACAAACACCAUCAUCCAACACUCACACACACAUCAUCCAACACUCACACAAACACACCCAUCAUCCAGCACUCACACACACAUCAUCCAGCACACACACACAUCAUCCAGCACACACCCAUCAUCCAUACACACACACACCCAUCAUCCAGCACACACACACCCAUCAUCCAGCACUCACACACACAUCAUCCAGCACACACACACAUCAUCCAGCACUCACACAAACACCCAUCAUCCAGCACACACACACAUCAUCCAGCACUCACACACACAUCAUCCAUUUCACGCACAUCAUCCAGAACACACACACACACACAUCAUCCAGCACUCCACACACACACAUCAUCCAGCACACACACAACAUCCAGCACACACAUCAUCCAGCACACACACACACAAUCAUCCAGCACACACAUACACAUCCUCCAGCACUUACACACACAUCAUCCAGCACUCACACACACAUCAUCCAGCACACACACACACACACACAUCAUCCAACACACACACAUCAUCCAGCACACACACACACAUCAUCCAGCACUCACACACACACAUCAUCCAGCACUCACACACACAUCAUCCAGCACUCACACACCCAUCAUCAAGCACUCACACACACCCAUCAUCAAGCACUCACACACACACAUCAUCCAGCACUCACACACACGUCAUCCAGCGUGCACACACACAUCAUCCAGAACACGCUGCAUUCAUUAUACACACUCUUCACUCACUACAAACACACUACAUUCACUAUACACCCUCUGCAUUCACUAUACACACUCUGCAUUUUAUUAUGCACAUUCUGCCUCACUACACACUACAUUCACUAUACACACUCUGCAUUCACUACAAACACACUCAUACUGCAUUCAUUGUACACACUCUGCACUCACUAAAAACACACUGCAUUCAUUAUACACACUCUGCAUUCACUACAAACACACUACAUUCAUUAUACACACCCUGCACUGCACUAUAUGCAUUGGAGUGUAAUUUUUUUUUUUUUAAAGGGGGGGGAAUCUUGGGUGAGUUCCCACACUUUUUUCCCCAGGACUUGACCCCUGUAUAUCAAGAUUAUAUCAUUUAAUAUCUAACAGAUUGAUCAGUUUAUCUUAGCUGUGAUUUGUAACCUUGUUCUGAGUGACCUGGAUCUAUUCGAAGCAGCUGUUAUUACCCAGCUUAUACAAAGUAAAAGACAAUCUCAUUUUGUUGAUGAUAGGUCGUUGUAUCCUCACACCCAGGGCCGACUUUAGGAGUGUGUGAGCUGUGCAGUUGCAUAGGGCACCAUUGCAACAGGGGGCAUUCGGCGGCUGACAAAUCUUGCACACACAGGGGCCGGCGGUGAAAGGUAUAAUGUCAAACACCGAGGGCAGAGCUAAAUAUACAGCGGGUGGAGCUAAAUGGUAGGCGGGGAGCAACUAAAUGAAGCCGGUACCUGCUGCCUGUUUGCUGCUGCACACUAGGGAAAGAAACAAAGUUUUGUUACCGCUGAUAUAAAUAAUGUGAAAUUUGGUAAAGAAAAGUUUUAUGAGCAAAAAAGACCUGUUGCAAAUCCCAGCUAGCUUCAAACAAAAUCUUCUGUUUCUCAAACUAAAGAUAAUGGAAACAGUGUAUACAAUGGCUGAAUUACAAACCCCACAUAACAUCUUUGUAAUGCUUGUCUGUAAAAGCUAAUUUGCCAAUACUAUUUUCUUUCUGUAGAUGAAAUCAUUGUGAUCAGAAAAAGUCGAGUCGCUCUGUCACAAUGCUUGACCUGCUCACUUCUCAUUCUGAAUGACCUUCAUUCAUCUCAUAUCAUAACCACACCUGAAAACGAGUCCAUAAAGCAAAAAGCAAGCACAAGAACUGAUCAAAACCAUUCUAGCAAAAGGGAAAAAUGCAGUUCUAGCAUUCAAAAACUGUCUAAAGGAAUAUAA
Molecule: messenger RNA, 34467 nt
Organism: Pelobates cultripes (western spadefoot toad)
Lineage: Eukaryota; Metazoa; Chordata; Amphibia; Anura; Pelobatidae
Source: the annotation of a GenBank genome assembly